Caenorhabditis elegans is the source of this 369-nucleotide messenger RNA. RefSeq lists its product as uncharacterized. The transcript is spliced from 2 exons. NCBI's taxonomy places the organism in Eukaryota, Metazoa, Nematoda, Chromadorea, Rhabditida, Rhabditidae. The record is from RefSeq and is marked reviewed. The coding region runs from base 1 to 369 and encodes 122 amino acids.
AUGUCUUCUGAUCAGGUGCUGGACGAAGCUUCUCUGAAGGAACUUGUAGACAGAAACGCCGUUUUGAUACAAGAACAAACUGAGUUUAUCCAAAAUCAGACGAUCACAAAAUACAACUUAGCAAGUACGCUAGAAUUCCAGAAACGAAGGUUGAGCUUGUACUCUGAUACUAUUCACCUUAAAAGUGGAUGUCUUUCACAAAGGAAAGAUCAGAUUGGUAAAGAGCAAAACACAAUCAGUACCAUGAAAAACUCUAUUGAGGCUCGAAACCAACGUUCUACCGAUGGAAUGCAAAGUUCUGGUGGAAAAAGUUCGAGUGAACUUGGUGAAAGUUCACACAAAAAAUUGAAGGUUUUCUUUCACGAUUAA